UGUUGCAACAUGCAGCAACUUCAAAUACGGAAAGGACUGGAAAGGAUUUAUCGGGAUAAGGAUUUGAAAUUAUGGGCUCAGUACUCAUGAAGGAUGACUAACACUCACCUGAGCAGAGACUGAUCUACUGUGGCCAUAGGAUGGGAAAAAGUGUAAUAGUAGCCUAUGCCCUGUGGGCAAUAGGUGGACCUGUGGGCCUUCACCACUUGUAUUUAAGAAGAGACAGCCAUGCUCUCUUAUGGAUGCUAACCCUGGGAGGGUUUGGGUUUGGCUGGGUUAGAGAGCUCAUACGUAUCCCUGCGUAUGUUGGUGAGGCCAAUCGAGAUGCAGAGAGUGAGAGAAAAAGACCCCCUAUCGUGGUCCCUCCACCUGUAAGCCCUGUCAGAUUUGCUGGUCAGGUGUGCGUUGGGAUCUACUUUGGCACCGUGGCUCUGAUAGGACUGAACUCCCUCAGCUUCUUCUACUUGAUCGUUCUGCCUUUAUGUGUGGGUGCAGGGGUACAUCUGGUCUCCAGUGUUGGCCAACAGACCUCCGACCUCCAAAAAACCUUGACUGCUUGUCUCAUAACUUCCCCAAUCUUCUAUGGCAGCACCUUGUCCCCUCUUCCUAUUAGCCUGGCUGCCAGUGUCACUGCUACCCAGCACCGCAGGUUCAAACCACAACAGACACAUCGGAGCACACAGGAACUAGGUCCUCGGCUUUACAGGCUCGGUCUAGCUUGGCUGGCCUUCUCUGCGCCGCUGGGUUACUGUAUUUUCCAUAACACCACAGCCACACUGUACUACCUGUCUGACUGUGUGGCAGCAUUGUUGGAUAUUUUCUGGUUUCUGCCUUGGCUCAGAAGUGUGUUGGAGUACAUUCUUUUAAUGCCAUAUCGGAUUUUGUGUGUUUUUACUGGAGGGGGAUUCUACGAAGAGACUUGGAGGAAGGUGCUAGAAAUAUUGCUCAAAGAGUACACUGAGAGAGAGAAAGAGGCUCUGCAGGUAUUGUCAUUGGAAGCUGAAGCUUCUCUUGAAGAGAUAACUCGAAGCUAUAGGGAGCUGGCCAAGACAUGGCAUCCGGACCACAACCCCAGGGAGGACGCUGAGGCAAUGUUUGUGAAGGUCCAAGAGGCUUAUGAGAUCCUUCUACGGCGGCACAGACCCCAUCGAUUCAAAUAGCUGCUCUUUCUUUCUCUCUGUGUUGACUAGCCUCAAUAGUUGCAAGGGCAAAGGGAUGUGAGACUCUUGAUUGCAUUGUUUUUUCAGUCAUCAUAGUCUAUUGGAGCACAAAUCAUGGAGCAUAAAUCAAGAUCAUGCACAGAGAUUUGCAGUGUGUUGACAUUAUCACUUGUUAAAAAUUUACAGCCACUUGUCACACAGCAUUUUAACAGCUGUGUGAUUGGUUACUUGGCAGUUUGCUGCCACCUUGUGGCACUACACGUGUAACGUCACCAUAAACUAUUUAAUCUCAAUUUGACUUGUGUUUUAAUGUCCGCUUGCUCGCUAUUAAAAGCUGAACUACCACUG
Messenger RNA from Toxotes jaculatrix (banded archerfish), 1508 nucleotides. RefSeq names its product DnaJ (Hsp40) homolog, subfamily C, member 22 (gene dnajc22). Gene Ontology annotation, cellular component: early endosome; plasma membrane. Gene Ontology annotation, biological process: endocytosis. NCBI's taxonomy places the organism in Eukaryota, Metazoa, Chordata, Actinopteri, Toxotidae. The coding region runs from base 141 to 1160 and encodes 339 amino acids. The transcript is spliced from 4 exons. The record is from RefSeq and is a predicted model, not a curated record.